CCUCGGACUUCUCACCCCUUUCUUUCCGUAGCCUGCAGCCAGCUGUUUGUUGUAAUGCCUGUUCAUCCAUGGACGACCCUCCUCUCCUCCUCCUUAUUCAUGUUGCUUCUCCUCUCUUUUUCUCUCGCCGCCUCGGCCUUGAACCCGCAAGGUCGAGCUUUGCUCUCGUGGAAGCAGAGUCUCAACGGCUCUGUUUCCACGAGUGCAUUGGGAAAUUGGGACCCGAAUGACGAAGCGCCGUGCGGGUGGUUUGGGGUCACCUGCAACUCCAACGGCCAAGUUGUGGAGUUGAAUUUGAAGUACCUUGAUUUGCUGGGUCAGCUCCCUUGUAACUUCACCUCGUUGUCGACCAUCACCAAGCUCACGCUCUCCGGCACCAACCUCACCGGCUCGAUCCCGAAACAGAUUUCCACUCUCAGAGACCUCACCGUACUGGACUUGAGCGACAAUGCAUUAACCGGCGAAAUCCCAACCGAGAUCUGCUCGCUGCCGAAGCUCGAGCAGCUUCACCUCAGCGCGAAUCGAUUGGAAGGCGAAAUCCCAACCCAAAUCGGCAACCUCACCAGCUUGAAAUGGCUGGUUCUUUACGACAACCAGCUCAGCGGCAACAUUCCGAAAUCGAUUGGCGAUUUGCACAAUCUUGAAGUGAUCAGAGCCGGCGGGAACAAGAACCUCGAAGGCCCUGUGCCCCACGAGAUUGGAAGCUGCAACAAUUUGGUAAUGCUGGGAUUGGCAGAAACCAGCAUUUCGGGCUUCCUCCCUCCAUCUCUUGGCCUCCUCAAGAAACUCGAAACACUCGCAAUCUACACCGCCUUGCUCUCAGGUCCGAUCCCACCGGAGCUUGGAGACUGCUCCGAGCUCCGGGACAUCUAUUUGUAUGAGAAUUCGAUAACGGGAUCGGUCCCAAGCCAAUUGGGGAAGUUAAACAACCUUCAGAACCUUCUUCUCUGGCAGAACAACUUGGUGGGAGUCAUUCCGCCGGAGCUCGGCAACUGCCUGCAGCUAUUAGUCAUUGACAUCUCGAUGAACUCAUUGACUGGAAUCAUUCCCCUGUCUUUCGGAAACUUGACUUCGCUUCAGGAGCUGCAGCUGAGCGUCAAUCAAAUAUCGGGCGAGAUUCCGGCGCAGCUCGGAAACUGCCGGAAACUGACGCACAUCGAGCUCGACAAUAACCAGAUCACCGGUUCGAUACCGGCGGAGUUCGGAAACUUGUCGAACCUUUCUCUUCUUUUCUUGUGGCAGAACAAGCUCGAAGGAAACGUUCCGCCUUCGAUUUCCAACUGUGUGAACCUCGAGUCCGUUGAUUUGUCACAGAACGGCUUGACGGGGCCGAUUCCCGGAGGACUCUUCAAUCUCCAGAAUCUCACCAAGCUGCUGCUGCUAUCUAACAACUUCUCCGGUGAAAUUCCGUCGGAAAUCGGAAACUGCUCGUCGCUGAUUCGGUUUCGGGCCAGCGGCAACAAACUAGCGGGAGGGAUUCCGCCGCAGAUUGGGAAUUUGAGAAACUUGAAUUUCUUGGAUCUUGGAUCGAAUCGGCUUAGUCGAACCAUACCGGAGGAGAUCUCCGGCUGCCGGAAUCUGACGUUUCUGGAUUUGCAUUCCAAUUCGAUUGGGGGAGAUUUGCCUGGAGGUUUUGAUAAGCUUGUAUAUCUCCAAUUCGUGGAUUUCUCAGACAAUUUGAUCGAAGGGACGUUGAGACCUGGAAUAGGAUCACUGAGUUCACUCACCAAGCUCGUUUUGGGAAAUAAUCGGUUCGCGGGUGCGAUUCCGAGUGAACUCGGUUCGUGCUCGAAGCUACAGUUGUUGGAUUUGAGCGGGAACGAGCUGACAGGGAAUAUUCCGGCGAGCUUGGGCAAGAUUCCCGCGCUGGAAAUCGCUCUGAACCUGAGCUUGAACCAACUCUCCGGCGAGAUACCGAAGGAGUUCGCCGAUUUGGACAAGCUCGGGAUUCUAGACGUCUCUCACAAUCAGCUCUCCGGCGACCUCCAAUUUCUUGCGGACAUGCAAAAUCUCGUGGUCCUCAAUAUCUCGCACAACAACUUCUCGGGGAGAGUCCCAGACACGCCUUUCUUUUCGAAGCUUCCACUGAGCGUCUUGUCCGGCAAUCCCUCGCUCUGUCUCUCCGGAAACAACCAGUGCUCCGCCGCGAACAAAAAUCCCAACGGAUCCCGCCGCCGCAAUGUAGCAGCGCGCGUGGCCAUGGUGGUGCUACUGUGCACCGCGUGCACGCUUCUUCUCACGGCGUUCUACAUUAUCCUCGGAGCAAAGAUGCGGGGCCCGGCCGGACUCUUCAGAGGGUCCCAUGAGCCCGACCCGGAGGACGACAGCGAGUUAGACGUGGGCCCACCGUGGGAGGUUACGCUUUACCAGAAGCUCGAUCUGUCGAUUGUCGACGUGGCGCGAAGUUUAACUCCUUGCAACGUCAUCGGACGGGGCCGCUCGGGCGUCGUUUAUCAAGUCACCAUCCCCUCAGGCUUAUCCAUAGCAGUAAAAAGAUUCCGUCCGUCAGAGAAAUACUCGGCCUCCGCAUUUUCCUCGGAGAUUGCCACGUUGGCAAGAAUACGACACCGUAACAUCGUACGGUUACUCGGUUGGGGCGCGAACCGGAGGACGAAGUUACUGUUUUACGACCAUCUGGCCAACGGUAAUCUGGGUUCGUUACUGCACGACGGGUGCGCAGGAUUAGUGGAGUGGGACACCCGGUUCAGGAUAGCGUCGGGCGUGGCGGAGGGGUUGGCAUACUUGCACCACGAUUGCCAGCCGGCUAUCUUACACCGCGACGUGAAGGCGCAAAACAUUCUGCUGGGGGAUCGAUACGAGGCCGUUUUGGCGGACUUUGGACUUGCUAGGCUGGUGGAGGAUGAUCCAAACGGUCCAUUUUCAGCCAACCCCCAAUUUGCCGGGUCCUACGGCUACAUUGCGCCGGAAUAUGCCUGCAUGCUAAAAAUCACUGCAAAAAGCGAUGUGUAUAGUUAUGGGGUUGUCCUUUUGGAGAUCAUAACUGGGAAAAGGCCAGUGGACCCAUCAUUCACAGAUGGGCAACAUGUGAUUCAGUGGGUCCGAGACCACCUGAAGAGCAAGAAGGACCCUGUUGAGAUUCUUGAUCCUAAACUUCAAGGUUAUCCAGACACACAGAUACAAGAAAUGCUCCAAGCUCUUGGAAUCUCACUCCUCUGCACCAGCAACCGGGCGGAGGAUCGUCCCACGAUGAAGGACGUGGCGGCAUUGUUGAGAGAAAUUCGACACGAUCAGGGCCCGGUGGCAAGCGAGGUGCAUAAGCCGGCUACCAACGCCUUGAAGAAUUCAUCGUCUUCUGUGACACCGGCUCAGUUGCUUCAGCUGCAAGGCUCCUCUCGUUGCUCACUUGCUUACUCAUCUGCUUCAGCUGGUUAUCUGUCAGGAACUCAAUAACAAUAAUGUCAUAUGUUGUAUUAGUUGAAAACAUAUAAUUAUUUGUUAGGAAUUAGGAUUAGUUGUGAGAUUAUUUGUAGGAUUAGGGCAACAUAAUAUGGGCAUUGCCAAAGAGUGCUUAAUUUGCAAGAGUGAUAUGGAUUAAUUGAUAUCACAAGUUGAGCACAGUGAUUGUACAGCAACUUGACAUUAUUGUACUAAUUAGUGAGUAAUGAAUGAGAGGCCAGCCAUCAAUUUCUUGAA
Molecule: messenger RNA, 3654 nt
Organism: Pyrus x bretschneideri (Chinese white pear)
Lineage: Eukaryota; Viridiplantae; Streptophyta; Magnoliopsida; Rosales; Rosaceae
Product: LRR receptor-like serine/threonine-protein kinase RGI3
Exons: 2
Coding region: 55-3411 (1118 amino acids)
Biological process (GO): protein phosphorylation
Molecular function (GO): protein kinase activity; protein binding; ATP binding
Source: RefSeq, a predicted model, not a curated record